UUACUUUUAUUAUGGGAGGGGUUUAAGAGGAGCAAGCAAAUAAAAACUGGCAAGUCCACACAUCCAUCUAUUAUUUAUAGCUGCUUAUUCCAAUCCCGGGUCACGGACAUCUGCUGGAGCGAACCCUUUGCUCCCAUGGGGGCAAAAGACAGAGGCAGCUGAUAAGUCAUCGAAGUCUGACGGAGUUCAACGGGAGUUUGGACAAGAGUCAAAAAACCUCACAAGGUGCAGUCUAAAGAUAUGACAAUGUUGCUCAAGGUGAAGUACCAGCACACCAAGAAGUACAUCCGAUUAGAGUCAGGGUUCACAUAUUUGGAUUUCAUUGCUCAAGUCAAAUGCAAGUUUGAACUUCCUGCUGCUACCGAACUUGAUGCUUUUGAUGAAACUAACACAGUAGUUGAGGAAGACAUCUUUUCUGAACUGAUAGAGGCCAGUCCAGAUUUAUGCCUGACAGUACGUGACAGAAUUCCUAAUGCAGACCAGACGGAGGAGCGUGCAGCUGACACCGAGAGUGAUCCUUAUGAUGUUCAACACUCAGAUACCAACACAGAACAGGAGAUGGAAACCAAGUCCUCAUCAGCUGCAAACAGUGACAAAGUCAUGGCUCAACUCACACUCGUGUUGAUCGGUGACACAAACUCCAUCGAGAUUGGACCAAAAAACCUCUUACUUGACCGUGAUGAACAAACAAAUGUAGAACAGUUUUCAUCCAGACUGUACGACUUGUGUGGUCGACACGUGUCUGUCAUCAACAUGCUUGGUCUUCCCAGUGUUGAUAAAAUCCCUUCAAUUCAAACAGUUCAUGCCUUCAUCUUGCUGUUACAGAACGACCUGCACAGCCCCCGUUACAGAGCAGGAAUGAAGUGGUUAGAAAAAGCUUUUGGGGAACGACACACAGCUAAUGUAAUCACAGUUGUGACUCAUCAGUCUGAUGAAAAGUGUGAACUUGCCCUUACAAACCUGGAAGUUAAUGACAGUUUUUCUGAAAAGAGAUUCCACACAUGUACAAGAACCAUGAUGGAUGAAAAAGAGAUAAUAGAGCUUUUGGAAAAAAUAGAUGUCAUGGUCUCUGAGAACAACCCACCGUACUACAGCAGACACAUAUCUGAGGAAACUGGAGACCAGAAGGAACAACUCGACCAUAAAUCCCUCAAAGAAGAAGCCAGGACAGAUCAUCCUGCAGAUGGAAAGAUGGAGACUGCAGCUGAAACCAAGAUAAAAGAAACUGGUGAUGCUGAACACUCGGAGAAGAAGUCUGAGAUCAAGUCUGAUCCGUGUGAAACAAAGGAGAAAGACCAGACAGAGGAGCGUGCAGCUGACACCGAGAUUGAUCCUCAUGAUGUUCAACACUCAGAUAAAAACACAGAACAGGGAAUGGAAAGCAAGUCUGCAUCAGCUGCAAACAGUGACAAAGAUCAUCCUGCAGAUGGAAAGAUGGAUGCUGCAGCUGAAACCAAGAUAAAAGAACCUGGUGAUGCUGAACACUCGGAGAAGAAGUCUGAGAUCAAGUCUGAUCCGUAUGAAACAAAGGAGAAAGACCAGACAGAGGAGCGUGCAGCUGACACCGAGAUUGAUCCUCAUGAUGUUCAACACUCAGAUAAAAACACAGAACAGGGAAUGGAAAGCAAGUCUGCAUCAGCUGCAAACAGUGACAAAGAUCAUCCUGCAGAUGGAAAGAUGGAGGCUGCAGCUGAAACCAAGAUAAAAGAAACUGGUGAUGCUGAACACUCGGAGAAGAAGUCUGAGAUCAAGUCUGAUCCGUGUGAAACAAAGGAGAAAGAUCAUCCUGCAGAUGGAAAGAUGGAGACUGCAGCUGAAACCAAGAUAAAAGAAACUGGUGAUGCUGAACACUCUGAGAAGAAGUCUGAGAUCAAGUCUGAUCCGUAUGAAACAAAGGAGAAAGACCAGACGGAGGAGCGUGCAGCUGACACCGAGAUUGAUCCUCAUGAUGUUCAACACUCAGAUAAAAACACAGAACAGGGAAUUGAAAGCAAGUCUGCAUCAGCUGCAAACAGUGACAAAGAUCAUCCUGCAGAUGGAAAGAUGGAGGCUGCAGCUGAAACCAAGAUAAAAGAACCUGGUGAUGCUGAACACUCGGAGAAGAAGUCUGAGAUCAAGUCUGAUCCGUGUGAAACAAAGGAGAAAGAUCAUCCUGCAGAUGGAAAGAUGGAGACUGCAGCUGAAACCAAGAUAAAAGAAACUGGUGAUGCUGAACACUCGGAGAAGAAGUCUGAGAUCAAGUCUGAUCCGUGUGAAACAAAGGAGAAAGACCAGACAGAGGAGCGUGCAGCUGACACCGAGAUUGAUCCUCAUGAUGUUCAACACUCAGAUAAAAACACAGAACAGGGAAUGGAAAGCAAGUCUGCAUCAGCUGCAAACAGUGACAAAGAUCAUCCUGCAGAUGGAAAGAUGGAGGCUGCAGCUGAAACCAAGAUAAAAGAACCUGGUGAUGCUGAACACUCGGAGAAGAAGUCUGAGAUCAAGUCUGAUCCGUGUGAAACAAAUGAGAAAGAUCAUCCUGCAGAUGGAAAGAUGGAGACUGCAGCUGAAACCAAGAUAAAAGAACCUGGUGAUGCUGAACACUCGGAGAAGAAGUCUGAGAUCAUGUCUGAUCCGUGUGAAACAAAGGAGAAAGGUACCUUGGAUGGCGGUCUGUGUGGAAAUGAGAAGAAGCGACCAAGAAACAUUUCUGAAGAAAACAAAAAGACACAAAGAACAGAGUUUGAAGAAGUGCUCAGCAGACUUCAUCUUCUGGACAGAUAUCAACACAAGUUUUCACCAGCAGAUCUUGCUAAAAUAUGUCCAUCUGUGAAACAGAGCAAUGACACAUCUGAGAAAGAUCUGGCCCAAACUUUCCUUCAGAAGUUGAUGAUGUUAGAUUACAGAGCCAGAUACAUCCCUGUACGGAAAGACAGUUCUGAGGUGAACCAGUCCCAGUCUGUUCAGGUUUCUGACAGUGAUGACACAGAUGACAGUGAUUCAGAUGCUCUUUUUAGCACCGUUGUGAGAGAUCAGUCAAAGCAGUCUCAUGUUCAUCCAAUGGAUGUUCAGAUGGCAGUAUUUCACUGUUCAGACAGCUUCCUUAAGCAGAACAUGAUCACAAAGUUGUCACAAUGCCAGUACGCUCUACCUUUACUUGUUCCUGACCCUGCUGGACCAGAUAUUGAGUGUCCUCUGUGGGCCUUCAGACAAAUAAAUAAAACAUGGAAGAUCAGAGAUGAUUCAAACACUGUCAUCAUGAAGAGCAUGCCAAUCUGCAAAGCCAACAUUCCCAUGGUGACAUUUCUCCGUCUGGGUUCAUUGUCUCAGUCUAAAUCUCAGCUCAUGAACACGCUGAUCAAUGAACGUCACAACACGUUCUUCCAUCGAAACUGUCCAGGCAGCACCAAAACUCGUCAUCUGAUGGACGGUGUAGCAGAGAUUGCUUGGUACUGUCCUGCUGGAAAACCAGAUGAUUCCUUCACAGACUGCAUUGCUUUCUGUAAUCUUCAUGGAGAUUCUCUAUCGAUUGACAAACAACGUGAAAUACUGAUCAAAAUGUCUUCAGUUAUUGUUGUUCUUGUGCCAACCCUGAAAAAAAACGAAAGUAGUGCAGUCAUAUCGACCCUUUACAAAUCUGAAAAACCUCUAGUUGUCCUCGUUGAUGAUGAUGACUUUGAUGUAACUAAGAUGAAACCACAAAAAUACAAACUGGGCCUGAAAGACAGAAACCAGUCUGAUGUUUGUGAAGAGCUGAAACAGAUUAUUGGAAAGGUUUUGUCUGGACCACGUACAUCCUUCCAGCUUGAAUCAAUAGCUGAGGUUUCUGGAGUCAGAGUGGAUGAAAAUGACCCAGUUUGCCAAGCAGGGAAAUCUGCUGCCAUGGAAAUAUCAAAGCUGACUCAGGGAAUGGAUGUUUCCAGGAUCAAAGAUGAUCUUCUUCCUUGUCAAGGCCAGCUUUGGCAUGAUUGGUCCAAAAUAAACAAAGAACUGUAUCACCUCAAAGGAAACAUUGAGAAAGAAAAGAGCCAGAGGGAAAAGCGUCUGAAGAAGCUGCGGGAAGAACAACGUGCUGUUUCCUGUAGAAAACUGAUAGAGUCAAUCACUAAAAACCUCAUGAGUUUGUCACCAGAAGUCAAAGCGUUUUACCUAAAAUGGACUCAGAUCCAAAUAGAUGCCCUUUCCACAGAUGAUCUCUCUUUAAUUCUCCAAGAAUAUGAUCAAAAGUGGUCUGAGGUCCUGGCUUUAAAAAACAAGCAUGACAAGACAGCUCUGCUAAAGAAAAAGCAAACUGAGCUUGAACAGUUGUCAAAAAAGCUUCAAUCAGCAACGUUUGGUUUGGAGCACAUCUUCAGAGAGAUGGGACAGAUCUAUGAAGCUCACAAAUCUCAGGAGAAACAAACACAGAGGUCAAAGACUGAAUGGGAUAAAUACCCUGAACUGGCUGCAGAUCUGAUGAUAUCAGGACACCCGAUGGAGCUGAUGGAUGGAGAUGCAGGUCACGUGCCUUUAACGUGGAUCUCUAGUGUUGUACAGGAAGUCAUCAACAAACUGGGAGACCAGAGAGUUUUCGUCUUGUCAGUUUUGGGGGUACAAAGCAGUGGAAAGUCAACAAUGCUGAAUGCCAUGUUUGGGUUGCAGUUUGCAGUGAGUGCUGGCAGGUGCACCAGGGGUGCCUACAUGCAGCUGGUCAAACUGUCAGAGGAAAUCAAGGAAGACUACAUUCUAGUUGUGGACACUGAAGGACUUCGUGCUCUUGAGCUGGAAGGUGACACCACUCUUAAACACGACAAUGAACUGGCAACGUUUGUUGUUGGUCUGGGAAACUUGACACUGAUCAACAUCUAUGGUGAGAAUCCAGCUGAGAUGCAAGAUGUCCUGCAGAUUGUUGUUCAGGCUUUCAUGAGGAUGAAGAAAGUGAACCUUUCUCCAAGCUGUGUGUUUGUUCACCAGAAUGUUACAAGUAUUGCAGCUGCAGAGAAAAACAUGGACGGAAGGAGACGGUUGCAGGAAAAACUGGACAAGAUGGCUCAACUCGCUGCCAAAGAGGAAGUGUGUGAUGCUGAGUGCUUCAAUGAUGUCAUUAAAUUUGACAUUCAAAAUGAUGUGAAAUACUUUGCCCAGCUGUGGGAGGGAAGUCCACCAAUGGCUCCUGUAAAUCCAGAUUACAGUGAGAGUGUCCAAGAACUGAAGAACUUCAUCCUGUCCAAAGCUUCAGCGUCUGCAGGGAUCACUCUCUCACAUUUCAGCAGCAAAGUCAAGGACCUGUGGACCGCCCUGAUGAACGAACACUUUGUGUUUAGUUUCAAAAAUGCACAAGAAAUUGCAACGUAUAGAAGACUUGAGGUCCAGUAUGGGAACUGGACCUGGGACCUGAGGACCGAGAUGCUCACCAUUGAGAAUCAGCUUUAUCCCAAAGUUGAAAAGGGACAAAUUGACAAGGUUGAACUCAGUUAUCUUUCAAAAGAAAUGAGCAAAAGAUUUGGUGAAAUAACCAAAAACAUGGCUGUCUUCUUUGACAACGAUGUAGACAAAGAAAUCUUGGCUCAGUGGCAAGUCCGAUUUGAAAUAAAAAUAAAGGAGUUUCAUGACGAGCAUGUGAGUGGAGUCAAAAGAAAACUGGAUGAAGUUAUCCAGCAGAAUAAAGCUAGGAAGAAUCUUGAUAAGAAGACGACAGACUAUGAGAACAAUCUGCUGCAGAAGAGCAAAGAGCUCGCUCACCAGUUGAAAGGCAAGGCAAAAGAUGAAGAAGAACUGAAACAACAGUUUGACUCAGUUUGGGGAGGCUGGGUAACUGAAUUUACUAAAGGUACAAAACCCAUUGAGGACAUCAACUUGGAAGAAGAUCAGAAACAUGUUCUUCAGCUUCUUGGAUUUGAUUGGUCCCUCACUGAUGAGUCAAAAACGAGUGGGAGAUAUAAAAAGCUGUCAGAAGCUGGGAGUUACUGUGAUUAUAUAACCCACGCGAAAUCCCAUGAGUAUGAAAACCAACAGCCGGAAGAUGAUAAAAGAACAACAGACAAAAAACAAAAAGCCAAGAAAUCCAAACAUGAGGAGACAAAAACCGAGGACACAAGCUACGGGAAAAGAAUGAAAGUGGUCUGGAAUUAUACCAAAGAACAAUGGGAGAAAGUCAUCAAAAGAGAAACAAAAGUGGGAUUUGAAGAACAGCAACUGAUCAGAUCCCUCAUUGAUGAUGUUGAACAGAAGUCCCUGGAGUACAUUCAGAGUAAGCCUGUAGCAACUCAAGGCUAUAGUUCAGCUUAUCUGCAUAAAAUGGCCCACAAUGUCAAACAGGCAGUGACAGAAUUUAAUGCAGAGAAGAAAUUUCAACUUCAGAAGGAGUUUACAGUGGAUCUGUGUCUGUAUGUCUUUGACAAGGCAGAAAGCUGCAUUUUAAAAUCUCACAAGACAUACAAAGAGAAAAACGAUGCUCUGACCUAUUUGGACAGCAAGAAAAACGGAUAUUACAACAUUUUCAGGAGUUUCUGCAGAGGAAACUCGUCUGCUGUGGUUUUUGCAGAAAUGAUCUGUGAAAAACUGAAGGUUUCUGCUGUUGAGGCCGCCUGUAACACGACUGCCAUCCAUCUUGCUGGAGAUAUGAGAUCUAACUUCCCAGCAUUCACUGGAAACAGACUGGACCUGGAGAAGCAUGUGUUGAAGUCACUAGCAGAGAAAGAAGACUUCAGUAAGUUCAUCACCUACAUCACAAAUCCAAGGAAACAAGUGGAGGAUUUCAUAAAAGAAGAAGUAAAGAAAUACAUCUUCACAGAGCACAAAGAUGAAUCCCUGAAAAAACUCCAGAAGAAUGUGGAUGACAUUGAUAAACUUGUCAGUCAAUCUUUAUUUGAAGCAACAGAGAAAGUCAAGAUCAAGAAAGGAGACAUAGAAAUGUGGGUGGAGGAAUUUUCCAGAUUACUGGACAAUAAACUGACACUUGAUACCAUCAGUUGUCAAAACUUCAGUGACAUAAACAAUUUUGACUUUCUUAAAGAAGAGACUGAGAAAGCUCUUAAAUCCAUCAAGGAGAUGAAGCAACUCUCUCUGGAGGAAGUGACAGAGUUCAGACAGAAACCUGAUGAAAUCCUCAUUGAACAGCUGUGUAACUGCUGCUGGGAACGUUGUCCCUUCUGUGCAGCUGUUUGCACCAACUCAGUCGCAGACCACAUUAAGGACAAAGAAAAGGACAAACACAGUGCACCUUUUCAUCGACCUAAUGGAGUUCAAGGAUGGCACGGAAGAGGCACAGUGAAUCUGGUCAUUGAUUUCUGCACCACAUUAGUUGUGAGUGACAGACGUUUCUACCCCAGGCAUGAUAAAGACGAGAGGGUUCCUUAUAAACAGUAUCCAACCGCAGGGGAGAGGUUUGCAUCAUGGAGGAUUACUGCUGAUGAAUCCAAGCUGACAUACUGGAAAUGGUUUGUGUGUCGCUUUCAGAAGGACCUGGAAGACCACUAUGAGUUGAAAUUCCAGGGCAGUGGAAAGAUUCCUGGUGAUUGGAGAAACUGCAGUAAAGAUGAAGCUAUUGAAAGUCUUGAUGAAAUGUUCAGGUUGUGAGGAAACUGCACGUGUCAUUAAAAAAAGAAGAAAAAGGAAAAGGAAAGGAAAAUUAAUGUUAGCCAUGACUUUUUAUUUCUUUAUUCUGUUUUCUCUUUUAGCUUUAUUUCAACAUGAAAAUGUGAUCAAGCAUGGCAUUUAGAUUGUAGGUUUGUUUGGGUGUGAAAUAAAUAUUGAAUAGUUCAGAAUACUGAGCAAAUGUUGAAAAUGUCUCUGAUUUACUUUAUUUGACAGAAAUCAAAUCAGCUUAGAUAAGUGUCAGAUUGUACUUGAUGUUUCUAGUUGCAUCUGUCUGAUUACAUGACUUCAGAAAAAUUACAUUUAUUUGAAAUUUUGUUUUUUAUCAGCUUAAUUACUGUAAAGAAACCUGUGAUUGAGCAGCAACAAACUUUUUUGAUGUUUAUACAUGUUCCAUGAGUUUUAACA
Messenger RNA from Cololabis saira (Pacific saury), 7962 nucleotides. RefSeq names its product interferon-induced very large GTPase 1-like. Gene Ontology annotation, molecular function: GTP binding. The transcript has 32 exons. The record is from RefSeq and is a predicted model, not a curated record. NCBI's taxonomy places the organism in Eukaryota, Metazoa, Chordata, Actinopteri, Beloniformes, Belonidae. Bases 241 to 7536 code for a protein of 2431 amino acids.